Marmota monax (woodchuck) is the source of this 5322-nucleotide messenger RNA. RefSeq names its product transcription factor 12 (gene Tcf12). Bases 313 to 2517 code for a protein of 734 amino acids. Gene Ontology annotation, molecular function: RNA polymerase II cis-regulatory region sequence-specific DNA binding; protein dimerization activity; DNA-binding transcription factor activity, RNA polymerase II-specific. The transcript is spliced from 22 exons. Gene Ontology annotation, biological process: regulation of transcription by RNA polymerase II. Gene Ontology annotation, cellular component: transcription regulator complex. NCBI's taxonomy places the organism in Eukaryota, Metazoa, Chordata, Mammalia, Rodentia, Sciuridae. The record is from RefSeq and is a predicted model, not a curated record.
CUUCCCGGCGCGGAGGGAUCCGGAGGCGAGCCGAGCGCGGUGCUGAGGCCGCCUCAGCGAAAAAAAUGUCCGCCUGAGGAGACCCACAAGUUCUAUUCGGGGGGACCGCCAGCCCGCCCCGGGAGGAAGGGGCGGCCAGGCCCGAGAGCCGCCUCCCCCGCCCGGACCCGAGAGCUCGCGCGGGCCAAAGUGAGCCGUGCCGCCGGGCGGUGCAAGGGGAAGCCCGAGUCCGCUCUCCCGGCCAAAGUGAACUUUAAUCGGGGUGGUUGGAUGCGGAGACGGGGCGGCAGGACCUGCUAGAAGUGGCCGAAGAUGAAUUCCCAGCAGCAGCGCAUGGCCGCUAUAGGGACCGACAAGGAACUGAGCGACCUGCUGGACUUCAGUGCGAUGUUUUCCCCACCUGUUAAUAGUGGGAAAACCAGACCAACAACACUGGGAAGCAGUCAGUUCAGUGGAUCAGUUUUCAGCAGACACAACGUCUUUGUAUGUGGUGCUGAGGAUCGAACCCGGGCCGCAUACAUGCCAGGUAUGGAUGAACGUGGAGGUACAACAUCUUGGGGAACAGGUGGUCAACCAAGCCCCUCCUAUGACUCAUCUAGAGGUUUUACAGACAGCCCUCAUUACAGUGAUCACUUGAAUGACAGUCGAUUAGGGGCCCAUGAAGGCUUGUCCCCAACACCUUUCAUGAACUCAAAUCUGAUGGGGAAAACAUCAGAGAGAGGCUCAUUUUCCCUGUACAGCAGAGACACCGGAUUACCAGGCUGUCAAUCUAGUCUCCUGAGACAAGAUCUAGGACUUGGGAGUCCAGCGCAGCUGUCUUCUUCAGGAAAACCUGGAACACCCUACUACUCAUUCUCUGCCACAAGUUCUAGGAGAAGACCACUCCAUGACUCUGCAGCACUUGAUCCUUUGCAAGCAAAGAAAGUCAGAAAGGUGCCUCCCGGUCUGCCUUCUUCUGUGUAUGCACCAUCCCCAAAUUCAGAUGAUUUCAACCGUGAAUCUCCUAGUUAUCCGUCUCCUAAGCCACCAACCAGUAUGUUUGCUAGCACUUUCUUUAUGCAAGAUGGGACCCACAAUUCUUCUGACCUUUGGAGUUCAUCAAAUGGGAUGAGCCAGCCUGGUUUUGGUGGAAUUCUGGGGACCUCCACUUCCCACAUGUCUCAGUCCAGUAGUUAUGGCAGCCUUCAUUCACAUGACCGCUUGAGUUAUCCUCCACACUCAGUUUCACCAACAGACAUAAACACAAGUCUUCCACCAAUGUCCAGCUUCCAUCGUGGCAGCACCAGCAGUUCACCUUAUGUUGCUGCCUCACACACCCCUCCCAUCAAUGGAUCAGACAACAUUCUAGGAACUAGAGGGAAUGCUGCUGGAAGCUCACAGACAGGUGACGCACUCGGAAAGGCUUUGGCAUCUAUUUAUUCUCCUGAUCAUACCAGCAGUAGUUUUCCAUCAAACCCAUCAACACCGGUUGGAUCACCUUCACCUCUUACAGGUACCAGUCAGUGGCCCAGACCUGGAGGGCAAGCUCCUUCAUCCCCAAGCUACGAAAACUCACUCCACUCCCUGAAAAAUCGAGUUGAGCAGCAACUUCACGAACAUUUGCAAGAUGCAAUGUCCUUCUUAAAGGAUGUCUGUGAGCAGUCUCGAAUGGAGGAUCGUUUAGACAGACUGGAUGAUGCUAUUCAUGUGCUGCGGAACCAUGCUGUGGGACCUUCCACCAGUUUGCCUGCUGGUCACAGUGAUAUACACAGUUUAUUGGGACCAUCCCAUAAUGCACCAAUUGGAAGCCUCAAUUCAAACUAUGGAGGAUCAAGCCUUGUUACCAACAAUCGAUCCACUUCAAUGGUUGGAACUCACCGGGAAGAUUCUGUCAGUCUCAAUGGCAAUCAUUCAGUCCUGUCUAGUACCGUUGCUGCUUCAAGCACAGACUUGAACCAUAAAACACAAGAAAAUUAUAGAGGUGGGUUGCAAAGUCAGUCUGGAACUGUUGUUCCAACAGAAAUCAAGACUGAAAACAAAGAAAAGGAUGAAAACCUUCAUGAACCUCCUUCAUCAGAUGACAUGAAAUCAGAUGAUGAAUCCUCCCAAAAAGAUAUCAAGGUCUCAUCUAGAGGCAGAACAAGGUAUUUGUUAGUAUCCAGCAGUACUAAUGAAGAUGAGGAUUUGAACCCAGAACAGAAAAUAGAAAGGGAGAAGGAAAGGCGGAUGGCUAACAAUGCCAGGGAACGUUUGCGUGUGCGGGAUAUUAAUGAGGCAUUCAAAGAGCUUGGCCGAAUGUGUCAGCUUCAUUUGAAGAGUGAAAAACCCCAAACAAAACUCCUUAUUCUUCAUCAGGCCGUGGCAGUCAUCCUUAGUCUAGAACAGCAAGUCAGAGAGAGGAACUUGAACCCCAAAGCAGCCUGCCUUAAGAGAAGGGAAGAAGAAAAAGUUUCUGCCGUAUCGGCAGAGCCACCAACCACGCUGCCAGGAACCCAUCCUGGGCUUAGUGAAUCUACCAACCCUAUGGGUCAUAUGUAAACAUCAGCCAGUUCCAGAGUUAUCAGUAGGCUAGAUAGAAGGUGACCUCUCCUCAUAAGGACUUGGACAACUCAGAUUAUCUGAAGACACAAACCUGACAGGAGGGAGAAGAUAAAACAAAACACUUGAAGCAAGAAACUCAAAUGUAAUCCUAUGAUCAAAGCAACUGGUGAACACUUCCAUCAGAAGUGAAAAUAGGAAGCUCAUCGGAUAGAACGUCAGCCCAAGAGAUGUUUGCAGCAUAUCAUUUUGUUGCAAGCAGCAUGUCGCUUCUGCACAAUCAGAGACUGUCUCGAUCUCUCCACUCACCGUGGAAGUUGCCUUGUGCCUAAACUGAAUUGACAAAUGCAUUGUAACUACAAAUUUUAUUUAUUGUUAUGGAACUGUAAGGUCUACAUAUAAAGGGAAAAAGUUAAAUGUGGAAAGCUGAUGUAUACUCAGCUGAUGCCAGCAUUUGUUAAAGCUGUUCACGUGCAGAGAACAAAGCAGUGACAACCAUUGGCCCUUAGCAUUCCCGGCAUACCUGUUAGUGUCUUAAAAAGGAAGGGAAAAGUCUUUUGUUGCCCUCUCCUAUCCUUUUGCCAUAUGAAUAGUGUUUUCCAUGAAAUAGGAAAAUAUUACUUGAUAUAGCAUUUCUCUCGCUCUCAUUUUUCAUUCAUUUUUAUUUUCUCUUCAUGGGUGUUAUACUUGAUCUUUGAAUCUGAGUAGUUUAUGGUCACAGUCCAGAAUUCUCCAUGCAGCCCUGUGUGCUCUGUACAUCCACCUUAUAGUGGUAAGCAGAGACUAUCUGUGACCAUAGCCUUGCUAAGAUUUUAAAAGGGGAAAUUUCAACCCCCUAGGUUUUCCCCCCAAGUAAAUAUUGCUUUAUUUCUAAUAAUAACCAAGACUUUUCAAGCUUCUAGGUUUCAUAGUAAAGCUUGUAAUAAUAGCAAGAAGUGUAAAUUACAAGGGAAGAAUCUACUUUUUAGAAAUUGCUUUGUUUUCCAAGCAGUAAGUACUACAUAAUAUAGUACUUGUAAAGUGUUAGCUGUAAGUAAGCACAAGAUACGUUUAAAAUACAAAGAUGAUUUUUCAGGCUGUGAUUAUGGUGAACAAAACAAAACCCAGUAGUCACCAAGGCAGGUAGUGUGAUAAAUGAACACACCACUCUGAGGCUAAUUACCUAAUGGAAUACAAGAGCAAUGGUCACCCAUGUUUCCUUAUCCGAGCCUUUAUUUCUCUGUCAUUUGGAUGGCUGGUCAGUGGGGAGGAAUUCAGUGGGUGAUUUAAUCAACUGCAAACCAUCUGCCCCCAUCCCAAGAAGAGGAGCCAGAUUAGCAUUAAACCAGUAUGUGUCAGCCCUUUGUAAUACUGUGCACUAAGGCACUCUCUGUCUCUAACCCUUAGGAGUUGUUUUUUAAGUCAUAGUCAUCACGCUGAACUUCCACGAAAUCUGUCUUCCACCACAACCACCCUGGGAGAGAAAAACAUGCUAAACAAGGUUGUCUUGGCUUAGUAAUUCCUUAUAGCCAGUAUCAACAAUGGCAAUCAGCACACAGAAGAGAGAGCCCAAAUCACUAUGUAACUUAAAGAUUUCUGUUAAUUUGAAAGAACAAAAACAAUUAAGAGAACUGCAUAUCCUCCAAUCAGGAUGAUUCCUAACAAAUCAGCUAUUUGUGAACUUGGUGGACUUUUUGGUUACCUUAAUUUGCAUAUAUUCUCCAAUUACAUCAGAAUCUAUCUGUGGCCUUGUUCUUCAUUUCAGUGUUAAUCAGCUAAACAGAAGUUGUUGCUUAUGAUGUGUGAGUGAACAUAUGCCACUGCCUGGCCUUUUUUCUUCGGAGCUUGUUGUCUUUUUCGCUAUAUUAGACUUUGCAGUAUGCCCAGAAGCUUUCCUUCAUAAAAUAGAAAGAAAAAAACAUUUGGCUUAUUUUUCACUGUAGCUAGUCUUUUAUACAAUAAUCUUGUAAGAAAAUUUCUUGAAUUCUAAAUAUUACUCUUUCUAGAUUUUUGAAAUCGAAAGUUUUCAGUAAAAAGUUUCUUACUUUAUUUUAUUAUAUUAGGUAGUAAAAAUGUAGGGUUAUUUACCAUAACCUGUUCAUUAAUAUCAGAAAUUUACAAUAGCAUUUUAAGACCAUAGUAGGAUUCUAGCAUACCGUGUAGUACCUAUGGAGUAUUGUAAGAGCUACUUGUUCGAGAUGAAUUGCUUCUCAUCUUGUUCUCCAGUUUCCAUUGUUGGUUUAUUGCAGAUUUGUAUCCUGUGUCAAAUUCAAGGUAUUAUUGAUAAACCUUUUCAACCAGCAGCAAGAAGUUCAAAAUUUUUUCUGUCACUGUAACAGAAAACACAAUAUGUAUAUAACAUUUAUGUAGCAAUAAAUGUGCCAUCUUUUUUUUAACAUAGUAAACUAGUGAGUUUUUUACAUUCCUUUUUCCCACAUAAUAAUGUAUUGUUUUCUUUUCUGUAUCUCAUCUUUCCCAGAAAGGCUUAUGUGCUUGUCCUGUCUGCAUAAUCUGCGUUUUUCUGAGAAACAACAGUAAGACAUCAGUGGACUGGAAGAACUAGGGUGAUAUCUAGCUUGUAGCUUCUCCAGGUUGUGCGUUUCUCUUGUACUUUCUACUGAUAGUGGCCUUUAGCCUUUAUCUAAAGGUUGGACAAACAGCAGUUAGUAGCUAAAGAAAAUCUGCUCUUGUAGAUCUGGAGGGAAAUGAAGACAAUGGAAGGACAGGAGUGAGGCUUUUCAAGUUAAUAUCCCUUAAGGCACUUUUACAUUUCUCAUGUCCAGUUUUUAGCACCACCACCCCCCACCAAAAAAAAAAAAAAAAUCC